GGCCCUGCGCCGCUCCCCUUCUCCCUUCUCCUUCGCUCCGUCCGCAGCGGCGCGGGGAGCCCAGGCGCCGGCCGGAGGCGGGGGUGGCGCCGGGGGCCUCCGGAGCGGGGCAGAGCGUGUCUGCCCGGGGGGGCGAAGGAAGGAGAAAAGGCACCGGAGAGAGGGCGGGGUGGCCAAGGGGGCUCGGGGAGGGGAGCGAGGGUUUCGUUCCUUCCUUCCUCGCCGAUCCUUUCCCCGUUCCCUCCAUCCUCGCCCUCUUUGUUUCCCUGUGCCCGGGCCAGCGGAAAGGGGAGGAAGGAGCUGCGGGAAGGAGUGUGGAGGCGGGCCCUGGGCGGCUGAGCUGUCUGUGCUGGCUCUUGGCUGCAGGGGCUCCCUCGCCCCCUCUGACCGCCUGCCAGGCGGCUGGUGCCAGGGCGGGGCUGGAGGACGAUGUAAAGAUGCCCCGGGGGCUGGCACUCUGGGUGCUCCUCUUGCCCUGGCUCUGUGCCCCCGGGGCACAGCCUGCAGCGCCCGAUCGGGCGGCCGUAGCGCGGGAGCGCUUCAAGGUGGUCUUCGCCCCGCUGGUCUGCAAGCGGACCUGCCUCAAGGGCCAGUGCCGGGACACCUGCAAGCAGGGCAGCAACAUGACCCUGAUCGGCGAGAACGGGCACUCGGCUGACACCCUGACCGGCUCGGGCUUCCGCGUGGUGGUGUGCCCGCUGCCUUGUAUGAAUGGUGGGCAGUGCACAUCCCGUAACCACUGCCUCUGCCCCCCUGAGUUUACGGGGCGCUUCUGUCAGGUGCCUGCGAGCCGCCAGGCCCAGGCCCAGGGGGGGCAGCAGCUGCUGCAGUCGGCAGCGCUGGGGCCCCUCGAGGGCCCGGCCGGUGAGACGGGCUCCAGCAAACACGCCAUCUACGCCGUGCAGGUGAUCUCCGACGCGCAUGGUGCUGGGGAGCCACCCGCAGGCCACAGCCCCAAAGCCACCGUCAGCCACUCCACCUUCAUGGUGCCCCUGGGGCCUGGGCACCACUCAUCUGAAGGUCCACCCCCCUCUGCUGAAUGUGCGCGUCCACCACCCGCCCGAUGCCUCCGUGCAGGUCCACCGCAUCGACAGCAUCAGCACCGAGGGCACCGGGCCGGGCGCCCAGCACCACCUCAUCCAGCACCCGGCCCAGAGCUCCAUGGGCCAGAAACCCCCCACACCCCAUGCCCGGCCCCACACGCACAAACCCCUGGGACGCUGCUUCCAGGAGACCCUGCCCAAGCAAUCUGGGGCACCGUUUCUCAGUGUGGGAGCAACCCCCUGCCAGGCCUGACCAAGCAGGAGGAUUGCUGCGGGAGCAUCGGCACCUCUUGGGGGCAGAACAAGUGCCACAAAUGCCCCCACCUGCAGUACUCGGGGGUGCAGAAGACAGGCCCGAUCCGAGGGGAGCACGGGGGUGAUUGCCCACAGGGAUACAAGAGACUGAACAGCACCCACUGCCAGGACAUUAACGAGUGUGCCAUGCAGGGCGUGUGCCAGAAUGGCGAGUGUCUCAACACCCAGGGCAGCUUUCGCUGCGCAUGCAAACCUGGCCACAUGCUGGGCCCAUCCCGCAGCCAGUGUGUCCCAGAGAAGUCGGGGGAGAAGAGCCUGUGUUUCCGGCUGGUGAGCCCGGAGCUCCAGUGUCAGCACCCACUGCCCACUAAGCUGACCCGCCAGAUGUGCUGCUGCAGCGUUGGCAAGGCCUGGGGGGCCCGCUGCGAGCGCUGCCCGGCUGAUGGCGCAGCUGCCUUCAAGGAGAUUUGCCCAGCAGGGAAGGGCUACCACAUCCUGACAUCCCACCAGACCCUGACCAUCCAGGGGGAGAGCGACUUCACCCUGCACAUCCACCCCGACGGCACCACGGACCUGCAGCAACAGCACGAGCUGCCCAGCCUGCCGCCCCUCGAGGGGGACUCUCAGGAGUCCGAAGCUGUCACCACGGCCAUGCUGCCGGCAUAUCGGACCAACUCAGAGGAGCAGUCAGUGGACCAGUUCUAUGCCAGUGCAGCCACCCUGGGCGCCCGCUACCCUGAGGUGGUGGCCCGUCCCACAACUGCCAUGGUGCAGAAGGUGCUGCCGGAUCAAUACACGCGUAGCGCCGUGGAGAUCGCACCCACGCAGGUGACAGAGACGGAUGAGUGCAAGCUGAACCGCAAUAUCUGUGGCCAUGGAGAGUGUGUCAUGAAUUUGUCCGGCUACACCUGCAUCUGCUACCCGGGCUACCGCUGGCAUGCCCAGCGCAGGUUCUGCACAGACGUGAAUGAGUGUGAGGCGGAGCCGUGUGGCAUCGGCAAGGGCGUCUGCAUGAACACGGGCGGCUCCUACAACUGCCACUGCAACCGGGGGUACCAGCUGAAGGUGCACAAGGGCGUGCGCUCCUGCGUGGACAUCGAUGAAUGCUCCAAGCCCCACAUCUGUGGGGAUGGGGGAGCCUGUGUCAACUACCCUGGGCACUACAAGUGUGAAUGCCACCCCGGCUACCGUCUCAAGCCUUCCCGCCAGCCCCUCUGCGAAGACAUUGAUGAGUGCCUGGACACCGGCACCUGCCCUGACGGGAAGUGUGAGAACCGGCCAGGCACCUACAAAUGCAGCCCCUGCCCUCCGGGCUUCCGGGGCCAGCAUGGGAUUUGCUAUGAUGUGGAUGAGUGCUCCGAGGAGACCCCGUGCAAACACGGCUGGUGUGAGAACCUGCCCGGCUCCUUCCGCUGCACCUGUGGGGAGGGAUUUGCGCCCGCGCCCAAUGCCCGGAGCUGCUUGGAUGUGAAUGAGUGUGAGGAUGGGGGGCUUUGCCCCAAUGGGGUCUGUGUCAACACCCUGGGCUCCUUUAAGUGCCAGUGCCCAGCCGGCUUCCACUCAGUGAAGGACAGGCCACGCUGUGAAGACAUUAACGAAUGUGACUUCCCGGCCGCCUGCAUCGAUGGCGAGUGUGUCAAUUCCGUGGGCUCCUACCGCUGCCUGUGCCGCGCCGGGUACAAGCUGGUGAACGGCAGGAAGUGCCAAGAUAUCGACGAGUGUGCACUGGACCCCAGCUUGUGCCUGCCCCACGGGACAUGUGAGAACGUGGACGGCUCGUACAUGUGCGUGUGCGAUGAGGGAUACACCCUAUCUGAGGAUCAACAUAGCUGUGAGGAUCUGCAGCCCCCCGAUCACAAGAAGGAAUGCUACCUGAACUUCGAUGACACCGUCUUCUGUGACAGCGUCCUGGCCACCAACAUCACCCGCCAGGAGUGCUGCUGCUCACUGGGGGCUGGCUGGGGUGACCACUGUGAGAUCUACCCCUGUCCCGUGCCCAACUCAGCUGAGUUCCACUUCCUCUGCCCUGACGGGAAAGGAUUCAUCCUGGAUGACAACAUCCUGAACUAUGGCAUCCCCGCCCACCGGGACAUUGACGAGUGCAGCCUGUUCAGGGAGGAGAUCUGCAAGGAGGGGAAGUGCAUCAACACGCAGCCGGGCUAUGAGUGCUACUGCAAGCAAGGCUUCUACUACGAUGGCAACCUGCUCGAGUGUGUGGAUGUGGAUGAGUGCCUGGAUGAGUCGAACUGCGUGAACGGGCUGUGUGAGAACACGCGGGGGGCCUAUGUCUGCACCUGCCCUGCCCCUGCCAUCUAUGACUCCACCCACAAGAAGUGCCUGGCACCCAGCGAGAUCGAUGUGGAUGAGUGCCGGGACCCUGGAGCCUGCCGGCAUGGGCGUUGCAUCAACACGCUGGGCUCCUUCUACUGUGAGUGCAGCCUGCCCUGGAUGCUGGAUCCCAGUGGCAAGGAAUGCCAGCUCCCCGACAUGCAGGCAGACCGGGCGGCCGAUCGGCGCGACAUCUGCUGGCAGCACCGGGGGGAGGACAGCAUGUGUGCCUCCCCGCUCAACGGCUACCACCUGACCUAUGAGGAGUGCUGCUGCCGCUACGGCAAAGGCUGGGGCUUCCAGUGCCGUGCAUGCCCCCCCCGCAGCCCAGGGCAGCAGUGUCAGCCAUCUCAGAGCGAGAGCAACUCCUUCUGGGACCUCAGUCCCUUGUUCCUGGGCAAGUCCCGCAAAGAGGAUGAUACCUCAGAGGAGGAUUCAGAUGAAUGUCACUGCCUGAACGGCCGCUGCGUCCGGACCUACCAUGGUGCAGUUUGCGAGUGCCCUGCAGGCUUCCAGCUAGACGCCACCCGCAUCCGCUGCCUGGACAUCGACGAGUGCCGGGAGCUGAACCAGCGAGGCCUGCUGUGCAAGAACGAGCGCUGCAUCAAUACCAAUGGCUCGUACCGCUGUGCCUGCAAGCCAGGCUUUGUCCGAUCCCGCCACCAUGGGGGCAUGUGCAUCCCCCAGCGUCGCCGAUAGCUCCCUGUCACCCACCAGGGGCGCUGCCAGCUGACACAAGAGAGAGACUCUGUCGCUAAGGGUUCACAUCCUGUUGGGGGGGGAACGUAAUAUUUUUUAAUUGCUAAAAAUGGGGCAUUUUAUUGGGUUUUCCUCCCUCUGCAAGAUUUGUUUAUUAGCAUUAUUUUAGGGCUGCAUUAUUUGCACUCAUUUCUGUAGGAACCAGGUAUGCAAAAGCCAACAACCUUGUAAAUAAUGAGAAGGAAGCUAAUGAAUUAAUUAAAUUGCAGGAGUGGAUUCUCGG
This is a messenger RNA of Mauremys mutica (yellowpond turtle), 4608 nucleotides long. It is a transcript of the gene LTBP3, whose product is annotated as latent transforming growth factor beta binding protein 3. Gene Ontology annotation, molecular function: calcium ion binding. Lineage: Eukaryota; Metazoa; Chordata; Testudines; Geoemydidae. The record is from RefSeq and is a predicted model, not a curated record. The transcript has 28 exons. Bases 438 to 4325 code for a protein of 1295 amino acids.